GCCGUCAAACCAGUCGAACGAUGGCAGCUGCAGACGUAUCAUUUAAUCCGGUAGACAUUCUGGAUGAGCAGUUUGCACAGUAUCUGCAGCUAGCGAAGCAGCUUCUACCGAAACUUAGAACCCCUAAAGAUCGUCAAAUAUGUUCCAAGUACAUUUCCCGAUGUUGCCAGCUCGGAAACACCACCCACUCGGCCAAGAGCUAUCGGAACGAGUUCUUCCGGUACUUUCUCAAGGUACUGGAUGCCACCAUUCAGAAUCAAAGGCACUACGUUCAGAUGGAUGAUGAGCCCGAGCAGCCGGGUGCAGGCGAGCUGAAGGAUGUUUAUCGUUGGUCCGACGACCGGAGAACGUACGUUGCGACGAAAAUCAUCCCCAAUUAUGCCACACUUGUCUACAUGGCCGUUUGCGAUGAUCCCGAGCAGGGAUGGGAUAAUGGCGGUUUUGGGACGUAUGAGUUUUAGGUGUGGUGCGGGGUGUCAUUUUUGAAGUGAGGACACCAUCAUCAGAAUGAAGCUUUAAUUUAUUGAAGUUACAUGAUAAAUUCACAAUUGUAAAUUUUGUCAAUAAAUAUGUAUUUUUGGGUUAAAAACUA
Molecule: messenger RNA, 592 nt
Organism: Wyeomyia smithii (pitcher-plant mosquito)
Lineage: Eukaryota; Metazoa; Arthropoda; Insecta; Diptera; Culicidae
Exons: 3
Coding region: 21-461 (146 amino acids)
Source: RefSeq, a predicted model, not a curated record